AUUACCAUAUCGUAUCAAAAUUAAUGCAAAUGAAAGUUUUAUUAACUUGGUGCAGCAAAUUUGUCAACUGGACAUGGACAUUCUUAAUCACUGUCAACUACCUUAUCAACAGAUCAUCAAGGGUAAUAAGGAGUUAUUUUCAAGCAAGAUUCCAUUUCAUUUUCAAUAUGAAGAAAUUCACUCUUCUUCAACUAGUGAAAUGAAAUCGAUAGCCAAGACAAAUGAUGCAACAUUAAGUUUAUAUACGGAACAGCCUUGGCUACAUGGCAAUGGUAUUGCUUCUCAUGAUAUGAAUUUGAAAAUGAUUCAUAAUCAGUCCAGCCAAACGACUUAUUGUAUUUUUGAAUGUAGUGCUGAUUGUUAUGAUGAAGUGAUGGUAUCCAACAUUGGUCGAUAUUUUCAGAAUCUACUUUCACAUAUCUUCACUGAAAAUACGAAAACCAUUGGAUUUGACCCACUUUUUGAAAAAAUUGGAAACCUUUCUCUUUUACCGAUGAACGUUGAAGCUUUAUCAAAUGUCAUCGAAUCACUACGGCAUUUCUCCGAAUUAAAACCAGCUUCACAUGCUCAACACCAAAUAUGGCAUGAUGAAGAACGUCGAUUACAUGUGGAUGGACCACAAUUGACAACAUACAAUAUGGUAUUCUGCUAUCGUCUUUCAGUUGAUCAUACCUUGUCUCUUCAGCGGCUUCGUUACGCACUCGAUCUUGUUGUUGACAAGCAUCAAUUUCUAAGAACAGCACUAAUUUUUGAUACUACAAAAAACAUUCUUACACAACGAAUUGUUGACCAACAAAAUCAUGAAAACAAUCGGUUUUCUAUAGUCGAAAGCGUUUAUGAAACAGAUGAACAAUUGUAUGAAAUUAUCCACAAUGAGACACAUAACCCACAUGUUUUCGAUCUUGCUCAGGGUCUUGUCUUCCGAUGUCAUAUUGUUCGUUAUAAACAAGUUUGUACCAAUGAUCUUAUCUCCAAUAACGAUAUCAUCAUCUUCAACUUUCAUCAUGCCUCGUUUGACUGUCCAUCGAUAAAGAUAUUUCUCCAUGAUCUUCAUCAAGCAUACACUACAAGCCAGCUGCCCAAUGAUGACAACACCAACAAUAGACUUCGCUAUCUCGAUUAUGCUGUCAUUGAACAACACAUAUCCAUGAUUGGUGCAAGCAUGUUCUGGCAUGAUGCUCUGCAUGAUUACAAACUCGAUCAAUCUCUCUCAUUGCCAUAUGAUCGAUAUCGACCUACAAAUGAAUAUCGAUCUGGUUUUGGAACAUCUAUUUCAUUCAAUUUAGAUCGAGAUCUUUGUGACACUUUCCUCGACUACACAUCUUCGCAAAACAUCUCACUUGAACAUCUAGCAUUGACUAUGUAUUUUGUCUUUCUAUUUAAACUAACGAAUGGAGACACAGAUCUAUGCUUUGGAAUGAAUGUAGAUGGUCGAUACAGAGAUGAACUUAGAUCAGUGAUUGGUAUGUUUGUCAAUGCUAUUCCCUUACGAUGUCAACUAGAUCCACAAUGGUUUCUACAUAAACUUGUUAAACAUGUUCAAGAGAUACUAAUAAACAGUCGCAAAUACUCUUAUUUUCCUCUUCAACGUCUCCUUGAUCAACAUCCAUAUGCUUCGAAAACUGCAUUUCUUGAUACAUCAUUCGAGUUUAUGCGAUAUUCAUCACAAGAUCUCGGCAAAGACAUGAUUAUAGGUGACAGUCAUCUCUCUGUGAUGCCUAUUUCGAUCAAGAUUAGUGAAGAUGAUACCAUAAGCAAGUUUGACUUCAUUCUUGGUAUUCAGCAUGAUUUAGAUAUGAAUCAACUCUCUUGUACAAUCAAUGCAUCACUUGACUUAUUCGAUAG
Messenger RNA from Adineta steineri, 1845 nucleotides. Lineage: Eukaryota; Metazoa; Rotifera; Eurotatoria; Adinetida; Adinetidae. The record is from the annotation of a GenBank genome assembly.